Molecule: messenger RNA, 2847 nt
Organism: Linnemannia hyalina
Lineage: Eukaryota; Fungi; Mortierellomycota; Mortierellomycetes; Mortierellales; Mortierellaceae
Source: the annotation of a GenBank genome assembly
AUGGCGACGAGAAAUGAAAAGACCUACACCUCACAGGAACGACUGGCACAACUGCGUCUCGCUGAGUCACUGCACGAUGCAGGGCUCUACAAGUCAGCGCAACUCAUCACGGGCAUUCACCUUUCCACUGUCCGGAAAGACGAAAAAUGGUUUCAGGCGAAUGCCAUGUACCAGUACGCUCGUAGUCUGACCAAACUGGAGGAACAUCGGCGCGCGACUGAAUACUACAUGUGGGCAUCACACAUCGAAGAUAUCGCAGUACCGCUAGACCUACUCAAAACACGACCUUCCAUGUCCGACUCAGGAACCGCCCCCGUCACUGAUAUCUCUACAGUAUCCGAUGCAGCAACAACUACAGCAGCAGCAACAGCAACAUCUCGGCCAAUGACGAGAGGAAUGGAGUUGUUCAAUGCCCUCCAUGCUGGAAAAGAAGAGAUGAAGAAGGACAGAGAUAAUCGCGGACUGCUUAUGGACACGCUUAUUGCCACCGCAAGGAGCAGUAUAGCAAAGCCGAACCUUCGAGAAUCCGCUAAAUCGACAAAGACCAUGCUUCCUUCCAUCCCACCAGUGAAACCCCUCUCUGUGACCAUAUCCAAGCAGCGGCAGCAGCAGAGUCAACUGAGUUCUGACGAUGACCAUACCAGAAAGAAGCAGCACCUUUCGGUGGACCAACCAUCAACUACAACUCCUCUUCGAGCAUCCGGGAAGGCGUCAUCAGCUGGAUCUGUGACACCCAUCACCGGACUGUCGCGCGAGCCUCUCAUGCAGGAUUUGAACGAUCUCAAGAUGGACUUUGCACUUUCAUGUUAUGAAUCGGGAGACUACAUAAGAGCAAAGGAGUUGCUUCUGCAGAUACCCGAGGACAAGCGGACAGUCAGGACAUACCUUUUGUUGAUUCAGCUUUUGCACAAGAAAACAAGUCUGCAGAUUCGAGAAGAUACCUACUGGUCAGAGAUCGCAAAGCUUCAACCACUAGCGCUGGAGGCAUACGUACAUAUGUUGCGCGCAGGAACGCCGCUUUUCUUUGUUUCGAACAUGAUCCCGAAGGAUUCUCCCGAGUAUGAGUGGAUGAAGUUGUAUUUGCAGGGCUUGGACAGCUUCUUUCACAUGCGGUACGAGGCAGCUCACCAGACAUUCACAAUUUUGGACGGGAUGUUCCCGCACAACACCGAUAUUAAGAUUCGCCUGGCGCUUUGUUUGAGGUGGAUGGGCAACCCUGUCAGGGCAUGUCUCAUAUUUUCGCAGGUCCGCAGGGAGGAUCUCUAUGUCAUCGAUGAUUUAUAUCACUACGCAGAAUGCUUGAAGGAGCUGUAUAACGCAAAGCUCAUCAACAAAUCUGAUCAUUGCGGUGCCCUCCAACUUCGCGGACUGAUCUACCUGGAGUCGUCACCUGUGAGAGCAUUGGGGUCAUUCAGAGAGGCGUCCAAGACUGAGAAAGACCUUGUGACCUAUGAAGGCAUGGUGAAGGCGUACAUUUUGCUGGAACGACAUCUGGAAGCUUGCAAAGAGGCAGAGGAGGCCAAAGUUCGGAUGCCGGGCAACGCGCAAGCUCUUGCAUUGUAUGGAACGGCGCUUUAUCAUGCAGCGAAUGACGAAGUAGCACAGGAUGCACAGGAUCAAGUGAAUGAGGCGCUUCGGAUAGACCCAUCGUGUAAACUGGCGGCGCACACCCUUUUGUUGAUCUACGAAAACCAACGGCGAUUCGAAGAAGCCAUUGAUCUACUGGAUCAACAACUUGACCACCAGCCACCCGAUGAGAUCCAUAUUAAGAAGGCAGAGAUCUACUCGAGCAUGGAACGUUGGGAGGAUGCCCUUUCUAGCUAUGAGCGCGCCAGAAGUUUCAAUCCUCUAAACGUUAUUGCGAGGGAAGGCAUAGCUAAUGUGGAAAAGAUCCUGAGCGGCGGCGACGACGAGCUUGACGACGAACAAGAUUUGGACGACGAACUUGAGAUUGACGAGAUGGAUGUACAUCAAGACGAGAGCCCCCACUUGAGAGAGCAACAGCUAGACGAAGAUGAUAUCUUGACGGGAGAGGAGGAUCAUGGCGAAGAGUAUGAGGACGGCCACCUUGGGCACCGUAUGCAAUCACCUCAAUUCACUCCGCAUCAGCCACAGCGCAAUGGGUCGUUGUUUGCAGCUCGAGCUCGCGCUCUGGCGCAACAGCCACAGGAGGAGCGGUUUCACAACCGCCAACAGCCGAUGCCUGAGCAAACGCCCAACGUGAACAAUCGAGUCCUAGAUACGUCCCUAUUUACUCCACGCCAGGGUCAGCAGCAGUAUGUGUCUCCACCGCAACAACAACAGCAGCUUCAGCAUCAACUUCAUCGCUUGCAGCAGGAACAACAUCGCCAACGCCACCAACAGCAUCAAGAGCAGCAACAUCGUUACGGAGCACAUCGGCAGCAGCAGGACAAUAUGCCAUCGUCGUCGGGGUAUCCACAAACACCGUCCAGAUCCAUGGUCUCUCCAACCAGCUAUGCUGCCCAUCACCGUAGACUUAAUUCGCAGCGAGAGCGAGAGUACGAUGAGCAAGAGGAUAUGGACGAUGACAUGAUAGUGAUCAAACGGAUUGUCGCGCUGGAGGGUGAUGUUGUCCAGACACGGUCACCUUACCCAGAGGCUCACGUUCGUGUCCCUCGUGGACAUUGCUGGGUUGAGGGCGAUGAGAUGUUUCAUAGCAGAGAUAGUAACCACUAUGGACCUGUGCCAUUGGGUUUGGUAAAAUCAAAAGUCGAGUACGUGCUGUAUCCAUUGAACCGGUUCGGCAAGAUCCCCGAUAAGCCCCGCGGUAACCGUGUCCGCUACGCGCCUGGUCAUAAAGUAUACAACCGACUUGACCACGAAUAA